AUGAGCUCAAUUUGCCGAAAGGGACAUAUCGAUGCAGCGAUAUAUGAGCAUCACUUGUCUAGGAGAGCCGCAGAGAACUUCAAAUACCGAGAUGUCUGGGGUCCACGAGAAAAGUCUAUGGCAAAUCCCUGGUCACCAGAAACCCCGAUGGGACGUAGCAUCAUACUUCGCUUGGCGGAAAAUAGUCUCUUGCAUGACGAGAUGGGACAGUUUAUAAAGGAGCAGAUCAACGUCCUUCCUCUUAGUCACCUUACCUAUAGCACAGGCCCUCGUGGAUCGUGUCGUCUUCGACGUGCUGCAGCUGCUUUCUUGAACGAGGAGUUUCAUUCUCUCCAAACAAUUGCACAGGACAACAUUUUUGUCACACCUGGCUUGGCCAGUGCCAUUGACGCGUUAAUAUGGGCGAUUUGCAACGACGGGGACGGCAUUCUGGUUCCACAACCAUAUUAUAACGGAUUCGACUUCGAUACCCUGAAUCGGAGCAAUGGUCGCGUGAUCGGGGUUAAGUACGAAGGCAUCGAGGGAUUCUCCGAGUUAGACGACUUAUUUCGUCCUGAUGUGAACAAGCGGGCUCUCGAAGUCGCUCUUCGUGAAGCUAAAAAGAACGGCAUAACUAUCCGUGCUCUUCUUAUCUCUAACCCACACAACCCUCUAGGAAGAUGCUAUCCCCCCAAGACACUUCUAGAAUUCGCCUCUUUCUGCGGUAAGAACCAACUUCAUGUCAUCUCUGAUGAGAUUUACGCGAAAUCAGUCUUCCUUAAUGCUGCCCUGUCGAGCCCGACUCCGUUCGUGUCUAUUCUGGCUCUUGACAUUCACAAGGUCAUUGAGCUAAACCUUACCCAUGUGCUGUAUGGUGCAAGUAAAGACUUUUGCGCGAACGGAUUGCGUCUAGGACUCGUGUGUACCAAUAAUGAGGGGUUAAUUGGUGCCCUGUCAAGCAUUAGUAUGUUUUCUUGGUCGCCCCAUGUCCUCCAGGAUGUUUGGGCGGCCAUGCUAGAGGACAGGCAACAAACUAUCAUAUCGCAACGUCCUUCUUCUGGGAACGUGGUAUUAGCUACUACGAGAUGUAAGUAUACUUCUACGUGUAAUCGCCCGCAUGGACUAAUAGCGUCAACGAAUGCUGGGCUGUUCAUCUGGGUCGAUCUACGACACCUACUUAUACCUGAAUCGUCUCGAGAUCAGACAGGCUACAGGGAACUGAGAGUUACAUCUCCCGACGCUAGCGUAUAUAAACAACGUGAGCAAAGGUUUGCAGAUAUAUGUGCUCAAAAUGGUCUUAUGAUCGCCCCUGGUAGCAUAUAUGCGGCAGAAGAAUUCGGGUGGUUCCGACUUACAUUUACCGUGGGAAAGAAUGCGUUAGAAGAAGGCCUGAAGCGUCUUGACAAGUCGUUGAAGGCAGCUGAGACGGAUUUGCGAAUUUAG
This is a messenger RNA of Aspergillus oryzae RIB40, 1422 nucleotides long. RefSeq lists its product as uncharacterized. The transcript is spliced from 7 exons. Gene Ontology annotation, biological process: biosynthetic process; amino acid metabolic process. Bases 1 to 1422 code for a protein of 473 amino acids. Lineage: Eukaryota; Fungi; Ascomycota; Eurotiomycetes; Eurotiales; Aspergillaceae. The record is from RefSeq and is a predicted model, not a curated record. Gene Ontology annotation, molecular function: transaminase activity; pyridoxal phosphate binding.